Messenger RNA from Seriola aureovittata, 1577 nucleotides. RefSeq names its product tRNA methyltransferase 10A (gene trmt10a). The record is from RefSeq and is a predicted model, not a curated record. Gene Ontology annotation, cellular component: nucleus; cytosol; nucleoplasm. Lineage: Eukaryota; Metazoa; Chordata; Actinopteri; Carangiformes; Carangidae. The coding region runs from base 251 to 1219 and encodes 322 amino acids. The transcript has 7 exons. Gene Ontology annotation, biological process: tRNA N1-guanine methylation. Gene Ontology annotation, molecular function: tRNA binding.
UCGCGGUUAAAUGACGUCAUUAUGCGCCAACAUUACAUCCAUGUGGGACAGUUGCAGAGUUGAGCAGCUUGUUAUGUUCCUUGUGUGUAUGACAUCAAGGCGAUGAAGCCGCUUUAAACCGGGUUGUCUUGGUAACCGUGGAGCGCUGUGACUGUUAAAUGAAGCCGGCUCGCUCUCUGCAAACAGCAGCGAACAAGCUAACACCAACAGCUAGCUAACAGGGCAGCAGUCAAGCUCUGCAUUUCCACACAUGGCUGAUGACAGUGUGAGAGCUGGGGCUUCAGCCCAGCAGCAGGACGGCGGCGCAAGCAAUGAGAAGACUGUGAGCAGUAACGGAGAAGUUGCAGCGGGAAACCAGACUCUGUCUAAAAGGCAAAGGAAGAAGCUCCUGAAGCAGCAGAAGUGGGAGGAGGAGAGGGAGCUGCGAAAGCAGAAACGAAAGGAGAGGAAGCAGCAGCGUCGCCUGCAGAGGCAGAACCACGGGGAGGAGGAAGGAGGAGCCAGGAAACGUCCACGCAGAGAGGUGACGCCCAGCUCUCUGAGACUAGUGGUGGAUUGCAGCUUCGACAACCUCAUGCUGAUGAAGGAUGUCCGGAAGCUUCACAAACAGAUCCAGCGGUGCUACGCUGAGAACAGACGAGCUGCACAUCCAGUACAGUUUUAUCUGACGAGCCUCGGUGGACAGCUGAAACAGAGCAUGGAUGAAAAGGACAAAGGAUGGGUGAACUGGAAGGACAUUAACAUUAAAACAGAGCACUACAGUGAAGUUGUGGCUAUAGAAGAUCUGGUUUACCUGACAUCAGACUCUCCCAAUGUGCUGGAGGAGCUGGACCAAAAGAAGGCCUACAUUAUCGGAGGCCUGGUGGACCACAACCAUCAUAAGGGGAUCACCUUUGAGCGGGCGAAGGAGCUGGGGAUCGAUCACGCUCAGCUUCCUCUCAGCAGCUUUGUCAAGAUGAACAGUCGCAAGGUUCUGGCAGUCAACCAUGUGUUUGAGAUCAUCCUGGCGUACCUGGAGAAGGGAAGCUGGCAGGACGCCUUCUUCACCGUCCUGCCUCAGAGGAAAGGAGCGGUAGCUGUGGAUAAAGACGGCGCAACCGCUCCAGAAAAAGAGGAGGAAGAUUCAGACUCUGAUUCUGACCUCGACACACCAGAGCAAACAGAACACAAUCUAACACUCAGCCCAAAUGGACAACUCCAAAAAAGUCCUAAUGUCUGAUACUGUAGGAAACUGUUUUGAUUUAAUGAUGCUAAGGUUAUAUUGGAAAGUUUUUUUUUUUUUUUCAUAUUACAAAAUGCUUUUUGUUUUUUACUAGAUAUUUAUUGAAUAUUUUACUUUGUGCUCAUUUAAUUACUCAAAUCAGUUGGACUGUUGAUAUAAAUGGAGAAUUUCAGUUUUGCUACAGUUCUUUGGCAGAAUAUAGCUUAUUAUUAUUAUUAUUAUUAUUAUUAUUACAUCCAAGAAAGUGAUUUUUACUUAGAUUUUUAUUCUUUUGCUUGGAGCUGAAAGCUAAAGCUGCCAGACCUGUGCCAAAUGAAAAGAUUUAAUACAGGAUAAAGUCAACAUAUGACCAUCA